Molecule: messenger RNA, 1806 nt
Organism: Toxotes jaculatrix (banded archerfish)
Lineage: Eukaryota; Metazoa; Chordata; Actinopteri; Toxotidae
Gene: mpnd
Product: MPN domain containing
Exons: 13
Coding region: 135-1499 (454 amino acids)
Biological process (GO): double-strand break repair
Cellular component (GO): BRCA1-A complex; BRISC complex
Molecular function (GO): polyubiquitin modification-dependent protein binding; metallopeptidase activity
Source: RefSeq, a predicted model, not a curated record
GCCGGAGCUAGUGUGGCGAAGUGUGUCUGUGAAAUCUGCCCGUAGCUCAACCCCGCACAGCCUCAAGUGCCCCGGAAAGGAGCAGCUUUUUGACCGAGUCGGAUUUAAAGGCGCUCUCCGACGCUUUCAGAGAUAUGGGCUCAGAGCCACCCAGCUCUCCACAGGUUGUGGAGGACGGAGGAGAGGAGGAUGAGGAGGAGCUGAGUGGAGGGGAGGAGGCAGACCUGCGGUCCAGCUCCGGCCGAGGCUCCCUGCUGACCCGGAGAGGCAUCACCCUGAGGGUUCUGCUGAAGGAUGGCCUGGUGGAGCCGGGAGACGGGGUGCUAUCCAUCCACUACCUGGGUAAGAACUUUAUCGGCGACCUGUUGAAUGAUGGGAAAAUCCGAUGGGUGGAGACGGGCCAGAUCUUCAACUCCCCAAGUGCUUGGGCGACACAUUGCAAACGUCUGGUCAACCCGGCCAAGAAGUCUGGCUGUGGCUGGGCGUCCGUACGCUACCGGGGACAGAAACUGGUCCAGUACAAAACCACCUGGCUGCACAAGUACCAACCCAGCGCAGACAUGAGCCUGGUGAGUGAGGAAGAUGAUGACGAGGACGAAGAGGACGGUAAGACAGCUGUGCAAGCAGAUGAGAAGAACAAGAACACCAAACCUGGACUACAUGAUGUAAUGGUCUCACGAAGAACUGACAGAGAGAGAGUCCCUGUCAGAUAUUGCACCUUGGGCACCAGGGAUGCUGCCAGGGAUCCGCACACACUAGUGGAGCUGUCAGCCUUCUCAGCCAUCAACAGAUUCCAGCCUUUCAAUGUAGCCGUGUCCAGUAAUGUACUGCUGCUAAUGGACUUUCACUGUCACCUGACCACCAGUGAGGUGGUGGGAUACCUCGGAGGACGGUGGGAUACUAAUACACAACUGCUGACAGUCUUAAGGGCUUUCCCCUGUCGGACCAGGCUGGCAGACAGAGAAUCUGCUUCUGCUGUUGAGGAGGAGAUCUGUCAGAACCUGUUCAUGCGUGGGCUGUCGUUGGUGGGCUGGUACCACAGUCACCCGCGAGGUCCAGCUCUACCGUCGCUGCAAGACAUCGACUCCCAGAUGGACCACCAGCUGAGGCUGCAGGGUUCAAACAACGGCUUCCAGCCCUGUCUGGGCAUCAUCUGCGGACCGUAUUAUCACGGCAAUCAAGGUGUAGCAUCCACAAUAACUCCUUUCUGGGUUGUGCCACCACCUGAGCAACGGCCUAAUGACUACGGUAUCCCGGUGGCUGUAGAGGUCACCUACGUACAGGACAACUUCCUCACCAGUGAUGUCCUUAAUGAGAUGAUGCUGCUAGUCGACUACUACAGGGCAGCUCCCGACCUUGUCCAGUUCAGCCAGUAUUGGUGUCCUGAUACGACCAUGAUGGACAAGAUCAAGGGUUCUCUGAGUUGCCAUGCCCCCAAAGACCAGGCCUACUCUCAGAUCUUGGAGCAUGUCUACAGUCAGCUGAGCAACAUGCACUGAGCAGGUCUGCUCUGCAUGCAUGCAUGCAUGUGGCCGCCCUCUAUCUCAAGUCGUUCCAUUUGUGCAGAGCUGACAGGUUCUGGUGUGACAGGCGUACAAUGUAAAACCUGCUUGAAAAACAUGUAGAUGCCUUGAAUUAUCUCAUACGUAAUGUGAUAACAGCAUUAUCACGAGUGCUAAUGAAGGUGCUAAAUCUAUGAUACUGGUCAACUCCAGGAGCUUGUAUUUACCGUUGAUGAAAACAGAAAAAAGAUACGAUGUGAUGGUCCAACAGCGGAUUAGAGAAAAAAAAAAAUCAUACUUAAAU